This is a messenger RNA of Suillus subalutaceus, 966 nucleotides long. RefSeq lists its product as uncharacterized. The transcript is spliced from 5 exons. The coding region runs from base 1 to 966 and encodes 321 amino acids. The record is from RefSeq and is a predicted model, not a curated record. Lineage: Eukaryota; Fungi; Basidiomycota; Agaricomycetes; Boletales; Suillaceae.
AUGGAUGAAAACAAGAUCUCCCAAUGGCGUGUCUCAACUGCGAGCGCAUGCUUGCUAUUCCAACACAGGGCAAGUCAUAUGGUGCAUUCAAGAUUUCAGCCGAAAGAAUGGGAGAAGUUGGAGUUGAUGCAUGAUGUGCUUCAGUCCUUGAGUAUCUCCAAGAAACUUGGCAAAACAUGGCUGAUUCUUCAAAGUUCAAUGAUUUUUUCAACUGCCAUUAAGUCCGGCCUUGACAAUAUUUGCAAGUGGUACCACAAGAUCAAUGAAACCGAUGUCUACUUCAUUUGCCUUGCGCUCAACCCCAACUAUAAGGUGGCAUAUGUGAAGGGUAAAUGGGAGCCUCGUGACUUUGAUGAGGGUAUGAAAUGUUUGCAGAAAGUUUUCAACAAGUGCUACCAUCACACUUCCUUGCCUGACACAGAGCUCAUUGUUGUGGCUCCCUCCUCGCUUGCUCACCAAGGGUCAUAUGGCCACAGCUGGAUGCGCAAUGCUGUCAAAUCUCGCGUUGCGAGUGACACCACAAACCGAAGGCCUUGCCAAGAGCUUGACAACUACCUUGCUGCACCACUAGAGGAUGUCAAGAAUAUAGUGGCAUGGUGGGGUGGCUCUGCCGUUGCCUCUGAACGUGUUUUUUUGAGCAGUGGCAUCACCAGGACCAUGCACCGGAAUUGUUUGUUGCCGUCAACUUUUGAGGCCCUUCAGCUGUUGAAAAGUGGCUAUCGUCAGGGCCAUAUAUCUGCGACGGCUCAAGCCGAGUUUGCCACUGCUCAUGAAUACUAUGUUGUGGAUAUGGUGUAUGUUUGGACGUUUGAACACGUUCAUAAGGGUCUGGUUCAGCAUUCACCUUCCUUGCCUGAACCGGACCUAAGAUCCAGCUCUAUGUUCGACAAAACACCCUUGAGAACCGGACUAGACCAGACCGCAGCAGCACUAGGUGCACUCCUGAGCAAUAGGACACUAAGCUAA